This is a messenger RNA of Eremomyces bilateralis CBS 781.70, 1316 nucleotides long. RefSeq lists its product as uncharacterized. NCBI's taxonomy places the organism in Eukaryota, Fungi, Ascomycota, Dothideomycetes, Eremomycetales, Eremomycetaceae. The record is from RefSeq and is a predicted model, not a curated record. Bases 58 to 948 code for a protein of 296 amino acids. The transcript has 2 exons.
CCUCUACAGUACAAUACCAUAUCCUGCUACGGAUUAUAGCAAGGAAAUUAAAUCGCCAUGCCUCACAAACAUAAAAGAAAGCGAGAUGAUGAUAAAGGACGAGAUGCCGACCUUCCUCCCUCCAUGAUCGCCAAACCCCUCCGACCCGGCCACAACCCCCCUCCCCCUCCCAAAGGCCCCAAACGUGCCAAAAAGCCCAAGCUCUCUAAGGACCCCGACCAAUGGGCCAACGACACCCCCCGUGCGUUCCUCCAACUCAUGCGCCUCGGCCGCGGCGAAAAGCGCCCCAAAGGCCCGGACAACGGUGACGCCCCCCGCAAAGGCAAAGGCAAAGGCAAACCUCAAGCUCCGAUCACCCCUGCGCCGCCGAAGAAGGAGGAGGAACCCAUACCCGAACUAACGAUCAAGCACGGGGAGAAGCUCGCGGACUUCGCAGCGCGGGUGGACCAGGCGAUGCCGAUCGCGGGGCUGGCGCGCAAGAUGAAGAAGGGCGAGGGGAAAGAUGAGCAUCGGACGAAGCAUGAGAAGAAGUUGCUAAGGCUGCAGGCACAGUGGCGGAAGGACGAGGCGGCGUAUCGGGAGAAGCGGGAGGAAGCGGAGGAGUUGGCGGAGGAGGAGGAGGAGGAAGAGGAGGGGUUGGUGUUUGGGGGGAACGCGGGAGGGAAGAAGGGGAGAAAAGGGGUGGAUGAGGAGGAUGAUCCGUGGGCGGUGUUGGAGGGGAAGCGGGAUCGGCCGAAGGGGUUGCAUGAUGUGGCGAAGGCGCCGCCGCAGUUCAAGAGCGUGCCGAGGGAGGUGCUGAAGGUGAAGGGGGCGAAGGUGAUGGCGGCGGACGUGCCGAAGUUGGCGGGGAGUUUGAAGCGGCGGGAGGAGCUGCAGGGGGAGCGGGCGAAGGUGAUCGAGGCAUAUCGAGAGAUGGUGAGGAAGCAGAAGCAGAAGGGAUCCUCGUAGCGGGUUUACAGCUAUAUUUCAUUAGGCUGCGACCUUUGUGUCUUGUCUAUUUCAUACAGAGCAGCGCACGCUCCCCGAACGUCGCUUCAACCGUCCCUUCUUCCCUCAGCAUAUUCCGAAGCCACACCUUCACUCCCUCCACCUCCCUCGCGCCAAACUUCACCAACACAAACCCUCUCACAUCUGCUGCCGUCCACAGCACCCCAUCCCGCCCCUCCUCCUUCAGCCGUCUCGCCCUCCACCGCUCCCUCCCCGUCUCCUCCUCCUCCCCCUCACUCCCAUCCCACUUCUUCCCCCCCACCCUCGGCAUCGCUUGAAACUCCUCCAUAAAAAACCUUCCCACCCCCCGAAACCCCGGCCCCCCCAAA